AUGGGCAAUGCGCCGAUUGCCUAUGUCGAAGGUGCAGGCGGCAUCCGUGUUGCGGAAGAUCAGAUUGUUACGGUUGGGAACCAGUUUACUAACUGGCACAUAGAUCGAGUAGCGAGCGAUUGGCACGAGUCGGGGCUGGUGGGUAGUCGGUGUAAGAGGCCGCAACAACGAUGCUGGCGUUGUUGGUCAACACCUGCCUCUGCCUCAUCAGCUCGGCCUGCUGCCGCUUAUACCAAGCAGGCAGGCCAUGGAACGCGUGGAGGCAGGGACGACGGCGAUAACGAAAUCGACGAUAACGAAAUCUACGAAUGA
Molecule: messenger RNA, 312 nt
Organism: Neurospora tetraspora
Lineage: Eukaryota; Fungi; Ascomycota; Sordariomycetes; Sordariales; Sordariaceae
Exons: 2
Coding region: 1-312 (103 amino acids)
Source: RefSeq, a predicted model, not a curated record